AGAACUCGAGGCCACUCGGCUCGGCAUCAUGAAUCACCACUUCACGAGUCGCCAAUCUACGUGGUGCAGUUUCACAUCGUCCGUCAGAUGAGUUGUCAUCGUUAUUUGCAUGAUAAAUAAUCAUUUUCCGUUACAUAUGUAUGGCAUUUAAUAUCAAAGCGGCGUACGCAGCACGGGCCAGCAUUGUCUCACGUGGAAAUGUCAUUCCUUAGGAAUACCUGAGCGCGUUAGCAUCAUGGCGAGUGUCGUGGGGGAGAUGAAGGAGUCUCUGUCCGCGAACAACAAAGGAUAUGCGGCCCCAAGGACGAUAUCCUACGAGGAGAUGGCCGCGAAGCUUCUCAACGAGAAGCUCCUCUUGACGGCCCUGGAGUUGCACGCCGAAUUGUGCGAAGCUGGCAAGGAGCUGCCGAUCCUCAGGGAAUUCUUCUCGAAUCCGAACAACUUCGAGAGCUCCAACAUCAAGCCAGAGCCAUACACUCCGAUGCCCAGAUCUUCUAGUCAGGCCACCUUGGACUCAUUGGAUAUGACUCGAUAUUCCGAGGAUGGGGCUGGCGUCGACGAGAGAGUGGCCAUUCUCGAGUUUGAGUUGCGCAAAGCCAGGGAAAAUAUUUCCGCGCUGCGUGCUAAUUUAACUGUGGUGACAGAAUUGGAGGGUACGCUGAAGACACCAGACAAGAACUCUGAAAAGAAUCUGACUACCGAGCUGCCUAUAAAACCGCACGAGCAGCGAGCGCUGAAUUUUCUCAUCAACGAAUACCUCCUGGCAAGAUCGUACAAGCUCACCUCGAUCACGUUCAGCGAUGAAUGCGAGGAGCAGGAUUUCGAGGACUGGCAAGAUGUCGGGCUGAACAUUCCCAAACCCACGGAAUUGUUGCAGAUAUAUCGGGAGUACAUGAGAGCCAACGGAUAUGACAAACCCCCGUCCACGAGCGUCGCUGUGCAAACGGACUUUGUCGUCGAAGAUGUCGUUGAGCAACAGAAGGAUGAAUCACCGGAAAUGGCAGAACAGAUUGAAAGGUUGCAGCAGCAAAUUGCAGUGCUGGAACAAGAAAAGAACGCUCUCCAGGAAGUUAUUUCGUCGGACAAGGAGAAUGUUAUGGAAAAUCCGGUAAAGUCAGGUAGCUGUGGAACUAUCCGUACCAUAAAUUCCAACUCUACAACUCCUGACAAAUUUGAACUGCUUGAGCCGCUACCAAGGGACAUGUCGACCACUACUCAAGAACUGGAGGAAGACGAUAGCGCGUCCGCAGUAGUUAGCCUGGACGAAACAGAUCCGGGAGAUAAGGAAUGGACCAGGCUGCAAUUACCUAGAGUAAAUAUUACUGAGAAAUCCUCUGCCCUACCAACUGCAUCCUCCAGAGAUUUGCCGGCUAAAUUCAAGUCGGAAAUAGCGGCACACUGCAUGGCGAAUAUUUCGGGAUCAUUAAUAUCAUCGGUGGAAGAAUCACUGAAGCACGGAAUCACCCGGGAUACGUUAAUUGAUAUUUUAGCAUAUACUCUGCCACGUGUAGUGCCCAACAUUAUCCUUAAUAGACGCGAAGAAAUCAUUCCUCUUAUCCUCAGUGCGAUCCAUCUCCAUUCCAAUUCCAGCGAAAGGGAAAAGUUACUGCAGCUAUUGUUCAACUUGAAGAAGAGGCCGCAGGAGGACGAGCGGCAAAUGAUAUUGGCUGGUUUAAUCGUAAUGGCGAAACUCGCAGGAGAGCCGUUGGAAACGGAAGAAAUUCUAACGAUUUGUUGGGAGCAGAGUCAACACAAGUAUCCAGAGAGGAGAUUAUUAGCUGUCGAAUGUUGCUCUGUGUUGGCAUCCUACACGUCAGCUUCCAUCAGAAACUCGCUGAUGCUGUCAAUGUUGCAGCAGAUGUUAUUGGAGGACAAGGAUCCUGUUGUGCGAACUAGCGUAGUGAGAAGCCUCGCGCUACUCAUAGCUUUAAUGGACGAUCCUGACAAAUACUUUCAGUGCGAAGAACUGGUAUUAACGGCACUCCACGACACGUCGUCGAUCGUCGUCGAAACGGCGUCGUCGGUAUUGUUACCGGUCUUGGCACAGUGGGCAUUAUCCCUGAGGAGGCUGCACCUGAACCUGCUACCGCGCAUACUCUCGAAAGUUAAGAAUCAGCUGAAGCCGGCACACUCCCAGACUUCGCCAAACAAAGACUACGUCGACGAGGAGAAGUUGACGCCGUCGAUCAGCAUUCUGCAGUGCAUCUUACCUUAUACGAUUUUGUGCGUUGCCAAUGCCGAUGCGGUGAGGGCCUGCGUCAAGGAUGAUACGUCGCCAGACUUGUGUGAGUUAUUAGAGGAAGUAAAUGACAAAUAUUGGAAUGUAUAUUUCAGUAAUUACAAGAAACUUUGUGGUGCAGCCGAGGAAUUUCUGGCGUUGUGUCACUCCAAUAUCAUCGACCCGAGGGUAUUCUACGAGGAUUCCGUCGACGUCGGUGUUCUUCUCAAUACCUUCUUCUCCAAAUCCUGGGAGGACGUAUCCUGGCCGGAAUUAGAGUGGUUUACGAACAAGUUGGUAUUUGAUGUCUUGGAUAUGAUGAAGUCUCUGGACGCAGCUCAGGAAAAUGUUCUAAAAACCCUUCUUACGUACAUUUAUUCGUUGUGCGUAGGCUUUGGGAAAUAUAUCACACAAUCGAGGAUACAGACAGUAUUUUCCUCGGAAGUGUCGGAACUUGAGAAGCAAUUAACAGCAUUAUCGGCAGACAAGAAGAAUAUGAGUUUAGCAUUGAUCCCGAGUUACUUAGUGAUUCUGAGUACACUCGAUUCCACGGAGCUCGCAAAUCACUUCAAACAAUUCCUCGUGGUUUUAUCUAUGAGCGGCACCAGCAUAUCUUGGUUGCAAAUCGCUGCCAGUAUUUUAUGCGCUCGUGAACAAACACAAGAAUACGUGCUUGCAAGUUUAUGGGAUGGUGUAAUGCAUCAGAGGUCCUCUGUGAGAUGUGCAACAGCAACACUAUUCGGUUCCAUUAUCGCGUACAUCUCAGACCGAUUAGCGAACGCCAAGAUCGUACCAGCCAUUGUAACACUCGCCAGCGAUCCUGAAGUUGGUGUGCGUUGCGCUGCAAUCUCCACACUAGGCCGUAUAAUAACGGAGUGCAAGGUGAGAGAGGCACGUGAUAAAGCACGUUUAACACUGGAGACGAUCGCGAAGGAUCCACAAGAAUUUUCUCAAAUUUUGGCGACCUCAUUAGUAUCCACGUUUGCGGUCAUUGCUCCCACUUGUCCGCAGAAUUACAUAGAAGACAUAAUAGCAACGCUCUUAUUGACGAUUGCAUCGUUCGCGCUUCAACAGAGCCGUAAGACCGAAUUAGUAAACGCGCUGGUGGAGGCGUAUUCUGUGCUGGUUUACUGUCCGUUAAGUAGUCAAUGCGUUUCCGGAGUUGUAUUGCCGGGACUAAGGCAUCUCGAGACGCUGGUAAAUCAGUGCCUGCCUCAGCAAAGAGACGCAGUGCGUUCUCUGCUCAGAGAAGCGGAGUCCAGGCAGGAUCUGCCGAAGCCAAUAGAUAGGACACCCUCGGCGAGCUCCGGACUUUCCCUAUCGAUGGCGACGGUGAACGUCGGCCAAGGUGUCGAGGACAUGCGCCAGAGGAUGAGCAAAAUCUUUCAACAGAAAACCGGAUCACCCGGCAUGCCGAGUAUUUUCCGCAAGAAAUAAAAACUCCCCCUUUUGUCUUAUAGCAAAAUCAUGAGAGAGAAAGCCGAGGUGUCACAUCGGCGAAAGGCUCGCGAGAGCAAUCAAUAAGGUUGUUGUUAGACAUAAAUGUAUAAUGUUGUUUUAACAAAUGUUAACUUAUUUUUUUAUUGCGCUAGCUCUGUAAGUGAUGUGUAAAUUAUUUUGUUUAAAUAUUAACACGAUUUAAGGAAUUCAGAGGUGAGGAAUACGAAAACGUUUUUCACAUUUUUCAUUAAAAAAAAAAACUCGUAUGUUCAUUCAGUUAGUGUCUGCGCCUCCACAGCAUCUGACAUCUUCCUGUCCACUUUCCGAUGAUCCUCAUGUAGCUACCUAUAUUUAAGGCCCUAUUUUGUCAUCCUUAACGGUGUUUAUUGAACAAUUAUUGUUAGUAAACUAUUAUUAUUUUAUAAUGAAAUUAUUUUAAUAGAAUUAAAUAGUUAUAUUACAAUAAUAAAAUAGCGAGAAAGUUGUAAAACCCAAUAAGAACAAGAGCUAUAUUGAAUUUAGAAUUUUGUUACCGUUUUAUUAUUAAUAAGUAAGUUAUCAUUUAUAAAAGUUGCUCACUAAUAACAAUAAUAUCUUUAAGAAUUACGGAAUAGGGCUUUUAAAAAGAAAAAAAAGAGAAAAUAGAUCCAAAACGCAGCUACUAACAGUAAUUAAUGUUUAAUUUCGAAAUCUGUCACUUUACAUAGUAAUAAACAAACGUCAUAGAUCAUAUCAUAUAUCAUAUCAUAUAUAUCGCAUAUCAUAUAUAUAUAAUACACAAGUGUUUUCCUCGUAGAAUAGUUUACAAAAUCAGACUUUCUAGGAAUACACAUCCUGUUGCGUCCUGCUCUUGCUCCGGUUCUGUUUUCUUCAUAUUUCAUUUUUUUUUUCAUUUUAUAUAAUCACAGCUUAUCCUGAUGCGUCAACGAAACGUUGCUAUUGUAUUUUUUUCCUGUUUCCCCUUUCCGUUUGAUAAUUAAUCGACACAAUUGUCGGAGUUUUUUGCCGCGACGCGACUCGAUCCCGCUGGACAAUUGCGGAAUCGAAGUACGUUUCAUUAUCGCUCUCACGCAGUGCAAUUUUUCGUGGAACCCUCAUUUUGUUUACGCGCAACACCGAAUUUGCCGGAAUUUUCGAGGAUUGCCUAAAAAAAAAAAAAAAAAAAA
Molecule: messenger RNA, 4824 nt
Organism: Wasmannia auropunctata (little fire ant)
Lineage: Eukaryota; Metazoa; Arthropoda; Insecta; Hymenoptera; Formicidae
Product: lisH domain and HEAT repeat-containing protein KIAA1468 homolog
Exons: 16
Coding region: 236-3655 (1139 amino acids)
Biological process (GO): intracellular cholesterol transport
Cellular component (GO): recycling endosome; trans-Golgi network
Molecular function (GO): protein binding
Source: RefSeq, a predicted model, not a curated record